AUGCUCUUCCCCGUCUCUGCAGAUUCAGCCAGCACUUCUGCUCUUCUCUCUUUAUGGUCUUCCUUUAUCGCCUCUCUGCAAAGCCUUGCGAGCUUGGACCCUUCUUCGCGCAGUCGUGAAGGUGUUCAACAAGCCGAUAUAUUCCUUGUCGAUGUUGUCCAUUGCCGAAUCUUCCCAAAAGCCGUCCAGUGUAGCGAAGAGAUCCCAGCUGAUGAUAGUCCCGGGAUUUCUCUCUCUGAACUUGGCGGCUUGCUCUGCUCUCCUUGUGAUGGAAAAUCUUCCUCGGAGGAGGCGAUGGUCCGAUCCCGUAUAGAACUUUGGUACAACAGCGACGUCCGUCAGGCAGAACCUUUUAUUGACGAUGAUGUGGUCUAUCUCAUUACGGUAUCCUCCACCGGAUGA
Messenger RNA from Necator americanus (New World hookworm), 402 nucleotides. RefSeq lists its product as uncharacterized. Lineage: Eukaryota; Metazoa; Nematoda; Chromadorea; Rhabditida; Ancylostomatidae. Bases 1 to 402 code for a protein of 133 amino acids. The record is from RefSeq and is a predicted model, not a curated record. The transcript is spliced from 2 exons.